AUGUCGGGGGCCCUGGACCUGAACCUCCUGAAAGGGAAUCUCUUCUUCCAAACUUCCGGUUCUGUGAGCUCGGCAUUGUUCCGUUCUUUAGGAUUCUGGAGGAUCUUUUCGGAGCUGGCUCUACAGGAUCAGGAUGGGCCUAUAAUAAUCAAGGUGGAAGAUGAUCCCACUUGGGAGCAAGAAUCUAGUCUGCAAAGUAACAGUCACCCCAACCAGGAGAUCUGGCGGCAACGCUUCAGACAGCUCUGCUACCAGGAGACACCUGGUCCUCGAGAGGCUCUGACCCGACUGCGGACACUCUGUUGUGAGUGGCUGAGACCAGAGAUGCACACUAAAGAAGAGAUCUUGGAACUGCUGGUGCUUGAGCAGUUCCUGAGUAUCCUGCCAGAGGAGCUCCAGAUAUGGUUGCAGGAACGACAUCCUGAAAGUGGUGAGGAGGUAGUGAUGUUACUGGAAGAUUUGGAGAGAGAACUGGAUGAACCAGGACAGCAGGUCUCAGCCCAUACCCAAGAACAAGCAUUAUUCUGGGAAGGGGUGACACCCCUGUUCCCAGCUCCAUUGACAUUAAGGAAGUCAUCAAGCAUUCGGAUUCAAGCCAUGGAGAGCCAGUUGAAAUGUGAAUCUGUGGAGCCUCAUAUUGUCCAAAAGAUUGAUUGUCAGUCCAAGCUUCAGAAUGAAGAGUCAACACCUAAAAAUGAAAUAUCCAAAGUAGAACCUCCAGCAGUGGUAUCAGGAAGAUUCAUAGGUGAUGUUGCUGAGAAAAACAAUUACAAAGACACACAUGAUCAUGAGAGUACAUUACAAAGGCAGUGGGAAAAACCUAUAGGAGAGAGAACAAGGAAAUACUCUUUCCAAGAGAGUGGGUCAAGAGAAGUCUCAAAUUUAAUCCAUCGUAAACUCUGCCCAGGAGAGAGAUGUUAUAAAUGUGUUGAGUGUGGAAAAAACUUCAGCAAUAGCUCAGACUUUAGUAAACAUCAGAGAAUUCACACUGGGGAGACACCCUAUAAAUGUAAAGAAUGUGAAAAAACUUUCAGAAGCAAAGCCAGCCUUAUUCAGCAUCAUAGGAUCCAUACUGGAGAGAAACCAUACCAGUGUAAUCAAUGUGGAAAAAGCUUUAGUCAGCAAGCAGGUCUUAUUUCACAUCAGAGACUUCACACUGGAGAGAGACCGUAUAAAUGUAAUGAAUGUGGAAAAACCUUCAGUCAUAGUUCAAAUCUUAUUAAACAUCAGAGAAUUCAUUCUAAGGAGAAGCCUUAUCAUUGUAAUAAAUGUGAGAAAGCCUUCUGUACUAAAUCAAACCUUUCUCAACAUCAGAGAGUACACAUGCCGAAGGCAGAAAAACAUGGUAGAUAUGGGGAAAACUCAGAAUUUGAUUCUUCCUUAUUAAAUGUAAAAGCGGAAUCAGUGGAGAAAAACUCUACAUUAUAAUAAAUAAAAGAAAGAUGUAAUUGGUAACUUAAACUUCAGUCAUAAUAAGUACUACAUGAAAGCUAGAAGAAUUGAAAAUUCCCAGAAACAAAGACUAAGCAGAGAAUAGCUAUUUUUCUGGUUAAUGGGUCUGAGAAGGCCCUCAGAUCUGAGCUGUAAUGGUCAAAAGCAGAAAGGUCUUAAACAUCCUAUUUCCAUUUCUCCCCAACAUACAUACACAAUCCCCUUACUUUUAUAUUUCCUUUAGAAAUUAGGAUGGGGAAUCAGUAAAGAAUCACUAAAAGCUUAACACAACCCCCAAACAGAAUACUACCUUGUAACUAGUGACCUCUGGCUACCACCCAAGGGAAUCAAUGCUUAUUUCACUUUAGACUACACCUUUGAGAUCUUGACUCUUCCCCUCUUUUCUGCUACUUUAUCUUUCCUGAAUAUCAGUGUAGCAGUUGGUAAUGGCAUCAUUGCCUAGAAAAUGCUAGAAGAUCUUAGCCAGUAGCUAAAAGUACCUGUUGAGAAGGAGUAAGGUUAAUCCUUGAAGAAUAAAGUGUAAGAUCAUUUUUGAUCCAAAGGAUUUAUUUCUCAGACAUAGAUAUGUUUUGCAUGUUUUAUCACUAGACCAGAGGAAAAUAAAAUAAACAGGGAGAGAAGAUACAAACAUAAAGGCUGCAGUUUCUUCCUCAUGCCAUUUGAGAACUAGAAAGACUAGGAAAUUAUACAGCAAGAAAAUGGAGAAGCCACUAGUUGUUCACAGCAAUCAUAUGAUUAUAUGAUUUGGUCAUAUCCUAUAACUGUUGAAGUUACAAGAUUCUUAAUAUAGUUAACCCUAUAGGGUUCAGUGGCCUGAAAUCUGGGAACCAUGUACUCACUUCAGGAUAGAUAUGAUGCUAAGAUCCAAGGUGAGAUAAAACCAGAAUUAGAUUAGAUUAAAGAGCAAUUUUAAUAAAUAAGGAUUAAUUUUUUAAAAAAUAACAUUGUACCUAACCUGUUUUUUUUUUCCCUUUAAAGCUUGUUCUGCAUAUUUCAUCUUUAAAUACAGUAGUCAUAAAAA
Antechinus flavipes (yellow-footed antechinus) is the source of this 2473-nucleotide messenger RNA. RefSeq names its product zinc finger and SCAN domain containing 21 (gene ZSCAN21). Bases 1 to 1428 code for a protein of 475 amino acids. Gene Ontology annotation, biological process: regulation of transcription by RNA polymerase II. Gene Ontology annotation, molecular function: DNA-binding transcription factor activity, RNA polymerase II-specific; RNA polymerase II cis-regulatory region sequence-specific DNA binding. The transcript has 5 exons. The record is from RefSeq and is a predicted model, not a curated record. Lineage: Eukaryota; Metazoa; Chordata; Mammalia; Dasyuromorphia; Dasyuridae.